GGUGUAAGAAGAUCUGCGGAUCAGCGCAUAUAUACAUUCAAGUACUUACUCACCGACCCAUACACAAAUACCAUCCGUUUCCACUCUUGCACACACACACACGCACACCCACUUUCUCGCUGUCCGUCUUUGAGAAAAUCAGAAUGUCUUCAGAGAAAUAUCUUUCGAUCAACAAUCAUCAUCAUGAUCAGCAUCCUCAUCAUUCUUGUGAUCAUUAUGCAUAUUCGAAUAAAGAGAUCGCCGACAAGGAGUCAUCAUCAGCAGAUCAAAAUGAUAAAAAGCAGAAAAUGUUGAAAAGGGAUCAGUGGAAGGGGAGAAUUGAUUUUCUGAUCGCCUGUAUGGGAUUCUCUAUUGGGCUAGGGAAUGUUUGGAGAUUUCCAUAUUUAUGUUAUAAAAAUGGAGGAGGUGCUUUCCUUAUCCCCUAUUUCAUAAGUAUUUUUCUUGCUGGUAUCCCACUGUUUCUGCUGGAGGUGACAAUUGGACAAUAUACACAUCGCGGGGUUAUAGCAGCAUGGAAUAUAUGCCCAAUAUUCCAAGGACCUAAGUGCUACAGUGUGUUCGGACUCUUCUAAACAAUGUCUGCACACAGUUUCUUUUGUAUCGGUUUCGCAUGUACUAUGAUCAAUUUCUACCUAAAUUGCUAUUACACCGUGAUAUUAUCCUGGGCAUUUCAUUUCAUAUUCUCCUCAUUUACAACUGAACUCCCUUGGACUAAAUGUGGCCAGCCGUGGAAUACACCCGCGUGUACUGUGUUUACAAAUCAACCGAAAAAUGAGACGAUAUUGCAAUAUACUAAUACUACUCAUAAUAUUGCGACUAUACAGGGGAGUAAUCAAAGCGUGUUGGCAGUUGAUGCCACUACAGAAUAUUGGGAAAAUCGUGUUCUGCGCAUAUCCGACGGGAUACAUAAUCUGGGAACCAUUCAAUGGGAUUUAGCCUUAUGCCUCUUACUUACAUGGAUUGUCAUAUAUUUAUGCAUUUGCAAGGGUAUUAAAACUUCGGCAAAGGUUAUGUAUGUUACUGCCCUGUUACCUUAUGUGUUUAUGAUUACACUACUGAUAAGAACUGCAAUAUUGGAAGGUGCUACAGAUGGUCUAAUCCACUAUCUGAAACCGGAUUGGUCAAAGUUAACAGAUAUGACAGUAUGGUCUGACGCUGGAACACAAAUCUUUUUCAGUUACAGUAUCGGUUUAGGAGUAUUGACAGCUUUCGGGAGUUAUAAUAAAUUUCAUCAUAAUUCCUUGAGAGAUUGCACUUUAUUCGCACUGGCUAACACAUUUACAAGUCUCUUGUCCGGUUGUGUUAUCUUCUCAACCCUUGGAUAUAUGUCGCACAUAUCAAAUAUCCCACUGAGUUUAAUCGCAGAAUCUGGUCCAGGUCUGGGGUUUGUUGUUUAUCCAAAAGCCAUCGGGACAAUGCCAGGAAGUCCAUUUUGGUCAAUAUGUUUCUUUUCAAUGAUUAUACUCCUUGGAAUUGACAGUAUGUUUGGUGGAGUAGAAGGUUUUGUGACCGCUGCUACGGAUUAUUUCCCCCAUGCAAUGGCGAAGACAUGGAUUCGUUGUCUAUUUGUCGGUUGUGUAUGCUUUGCAUCCUAUUUGGUUGGUUUAUCUAUGGUCACCAAUGGUGGAAUGUAUGUAUUCCAGUUGUUUGAUUAUUACACUGGAAGUCGCAUCAUCUUGAUUGUAGGAUUAUUGGAAUCUACAGCAGUUGGAUACAUCUACGGUUUCAAACGUAUUUCAGAUGACAUGAAAUUAAUGUAUGGUGUUUCCUUGAAAUGGUUGGCAUUCAUAUUUUGGUGCGUAUUAACGCCGAUAUUCACUCUUGUAAGCAACAUUACUAUUAGUGAUAUUACUACUAUGUCUUUCAAACCAUAA
Trichobilharzia szidati is the source of this 1874-nucleotide messenger RNA. The record is from the annotation of a GenBank genome assembly. NCBI's taxonomy places the organism in Eukaryota, Metazoa, Platyhelminthes, Trematoda, Strigeidida, Schistosomatidae.